AUGGCGGUUCCACGACCAUCUAGCGGAACGGAAGGCUUCUUCCAGACAGCACCGAAGUUGGGGAAUCAGUUGACGGAGGACUUCUUCUUGAACAGAAUUUACAACUUAUACAUCCCAAAACCAAUACAAACUGCCAUCGAACCCGACUUAUCCGCGUUUGGCGCCUACGUCGUCUCACCCGAUGUCUUCUCGCUAGUCGCAGAUGCGGAGCGGAACCCACCAACCGUAUCGACUCAUAGUCUCUUCGGCGUUCCACGAACCACCCUAGAUACCAGUCGAGGAUGGCAAGAGCUCCAGAAAAUCGGCAUAAAGCAUGGAAUCCUCGCAAUCGCAUACGAAGAGGCGCAAGGACACCAUAGCCGGAUGUAUCAGUUCGUGAAGUAUCAUCUAUGGACCGGGAGCAACGCAUGCGUCACAUGUCCCACAGCAAUGGCCGAUGGAGCUGCAAGACUCCUGAGCAACCACCUUGCCAAAGGCGGAUUAUCACUAGAGCAAGAGCAGGUAUUCCGCGCGGCCUACCAGCACCUUACGAGCCGCGACCCAGAAAAUGGAUGGACAAGUGGACAAUGGAUGACGGAACGGUCCGGCGGAAGCGAUGUCCGAGGCACCGAGACAGUCGCAACCUACGCGCCACAGCCAGCGAGCUCCUCAUUCACCGAUGCGCAUGGCUCUCCUCUCGGACCCUACACCGUCUCCGGCUUCAAAUGGUUCAGCAGUGCCACCGACUCCCAAAUGGCCGUCCUCCUCGCCAAGACCCCCGCCGGCAUCUCCGCCUUCUACGCCCCGAUGCGCCGCGCUAGCACCUCACCAUCGAACCCGCUCCCGUCCGAACUCAACGGCAUCGCCAUCCAGCGCCUCAAGCCAAAGCUCGGCACCCGGGCCGUCCCAACUGCCGAGCUGGUGCUGAACGAUACGCGAGCGUGGAUGGUCGGGCAGGAUGGCCAUGGGGUGCGGGAGAUUGCGUCGGUGCUGAACAUCACGCGGUUGUAUACAGGGAUCACGGCGUUGUCAUACUGGGGUCGUGGACUUGCGAUCGCGCGGGCGUAUGCACGUGUGAGGAAGGUGGAUGGUGGAGUACUGCUGACUGAUGUGCCGUCACAUCUGCGCACCUUGGCGAGAAUCACCGUGUCGUAUUCUGCAAUGAUGCACUUGGGGUACUUUGUCGUGGCCUUGAUGGGCAUCGUGGAGAACCCGGGGGCAUAUGAGAAGAGCGGAGAAGCGAUGCAGACAGCCCCGGUUCAGGAUGUUAAAGAGGCGACGGCUCUGCUACGUUUGCUGUUGCCGGUGAUGAAAGGGCAGUGCUCCAAAUUGUCAAUUGGCGCGUUGCAGGAGUGCAUGGAGGCCCUCGGUGGCGUUGGCUACCUGGAGGAUGAACAGGAGUUCAACGUUUCGAGAAUCUAUCGAGAUGCCAGCGUGAAUAGCAUCUGGGAAGGUACGACGGAUAUUAUGGGCACCGAUGUGGCUCGUGUGAUGAAGGGGAAAGGAGGGGUCCCUAUUCUAAAAGCAUUAGGAGGAUGGGUUGCCCGGAAUACGAACACCUGGACCGAAGAAUGGGGGAGCGCUGCUGAGCUCGUGAUGCAAGAGUUCAAGAGGCUGGAAGAGGUGUGGAUUGGACUACAGACCGAGGAGCUGCGAUUCCGCGGAAGAGAACUGCUUAACUCCCUCUCUUGGAUUGUGUCAACAGUUUGCCUUGUCGGAGACGCGCAAAGGGACAACCAUCCUGUCAUGGUCGAGGUUUCAAAGAGGUGGAUCGGCGAAAAGCAACCAAAAGCCUCGAUUGAAACGGAAAACUGGAGGAGCAUAUCAGUGUUGGAUAAACUGGUUGUCUUUGGUGCCGACUCAACUAGCUCCAAGCUAUGA
Molecule: messenger RNA, 1860 nt
Organism: Eremomyces bilateralis CBS 781.70
Lineage: Eukaryota; Fungi; Ascomycota; Dothideomycetes; Eremomycetales; Eremomycetaceae
Product: acyl-CoA dehydrogenase/oxidase C-terminal
Exons: 2
Coding region: 1-1860 (619 amino acids)
Molecular function (GO): oxidoreductase activity, acting on the CH-CH group of donors
Source: RefSeq, a predicted model, not a curated record